This is a messenger RNA of Spinacia oleracea (spinach), 1612 nucleotides long. RefSeq lists its product as uncharacterized. The transcript is spliced from 2 exons. NCBI's taxonomy places the organism in Eukaryota, Viridiplantae, Streptophyta, Magnoliopsida, Caryophyllales, Amaranthaceae. Gene Ontology annotation, molecular function: protein binding; RNA binding. Bases 202 to 1239 code for a protein of 345 amino acids. The record is from RefSeq and is a predicted model, not a curated record. Gene Ontology annotation, cellular component: catalytic step 2 spliceosome.
AAGCAACAGUAGCCCAAAUAUUAUUCAGGUCUCUCCCAUGAAAAGUUAGAGAGAGAAACUACACGCUCUUCCCUUCAAGCAGAAGCAGAAGCAGAAGCAGAAGCUAGUAGCUACCCGAUUAUUCUCAGGCCAACUGCCGGCGAAUCCUUCACUUUCCGGUGCAGUCCCAAGUAUUUCGGUAUCAGUGAAGUGGAAGGCAAGAUGCUGGCUACUACACAUAACAGUGAAAGUGCUUUAUCCGUGGCUGGUCCUAGGCCAAUGGAGUGGUCCACUAUGCCGUAUAAUGCUCCUCAGGCCUCUGGGCCUAAUGGGCGACAGCGUACAUCAAGUUUGGAAUCUCCAAUCAUGUUGUUGACCGGCCACCAAAGUGCAGUAUAUACCAUGAAGUUCAAUCCAGAAGGAACAGUAAUUGCAUCAGGUUCACAUGAUAGAGAAAUCUUCUUGUGGAAUGUGCAUGGUGACUGCAAAAAUUUCAUGGUUUUGAAGGGUCACAAGAAUGCAGUCCUUGAUCUUCAUUGGACCACUGAUGGAACCCAGUUAGUUUCAGCAAGUCCUGAUAAGACAGUUAGAGCAUGGGAUGCCGAAACAGGGAAACAGAUUAAAAAGAUGGCCGAGCAUUCUUCAUUUGUUAAUUCAUGCUGUCCUGCUCGGAGGGGCCCACCUCUUGUUGUUAGCGGGUCGGAUGAUGGAACUGCAAAGCUUUGGGAUAUGCGUCACAGGGGUGCCAUUCAGACCUUUCCAGACAAAUACCAAAUAACUGCUGUAGCUUUUUCUGAUGCAUCAGAUAAAAUCUACACGGGUGGGAUAGACAACGAUGUUAAAGUGUGGGAUAUUCGCAAAAAUGAAGUGACCAUGACCCUCCAAGGCCACACGGAUAUGAUCACCGGGAUGUCUUUGAGUGCUGAUGGAUCUUAUCUUCUCACCAAUGGUAUGGACUGUAAGCUCUGCGUAUGGGAUAUGCGUCCCUAUGCUCCUCAAAAUCGUUGUGUGAAGGUUCUAGAAGGUCACCAGCAUAACUUUGAAAAGACCUUGUUGAAAUGUGCUUGGUCUCCUGAUGGUAGCAAAGUCACUUCUGGAAGUGCAGACCGGAUGGUUUAUAUAUGGGAUACAACUAGUCGUCGCAUUUUGUACAAGCUUCCUGGUCAUACUGGCUCUGUGAAUGAAUGUGUUUUUCACCCGAGAGAACCUAUUGUUGGAUCAUGCAGUAGUGACAAACAGAUCUACCUUGGGGAGCUGUAAACUGGUAUUUCUUGCUUAUACCAGCAAAAUCAACAUUAAUGGUGCAACUGAUUUCAUCUUUCAGGUUCAUUUAUCCAUGGUACUGACAGGACUAGUUGGGUCAAUUUUACAUAAGCAGGAAACUUGAUGCUUGUGUAGAAAAAUUAUGUGAUGCUUCAGAUUAAGUUGAAUUGGGAAUCCUGCUGUUUUUUUUUCCAUAUGUAUGCAAUGACUUGUGUAGUUUUUCACUGAGAUAGUGAAUAGGAUGAGAAGCUUUUCACUGAUUUUGGGUGCUACCAAGUACUCCGUACCAAUGAAGAAAGUUUAGCAAAAUUCCAACGUAUGCAAUUGUCAUUGUUUAUUUAGAUUGAAAUUGUGCACUCUUUAUUUGCAA